This is a messenger RNA of Pararge aegeria (speckled wood butterfly), 1391 nucleotides long. RefSeq names its product tRNA-dihydrouridine(20a/20b) synthase [NAD(P)+]-like (gene Dus4). Gene Ontology annotation, molecular function: flavin adenine dinucleotide binding; tRNA dihydrouridine synthase activity. The coding region runs from base 179 to 1354 and encodes 391 amino acids. The transcript has 3 exons. Gene Ontology annotation, biological process: tRNA processing. The record is from RefSeq and is a predicted model, not a curated record. Lineage: Eukaryota; Metazoa; Arthropoda; Insecta; Lepidoptera; Nymphalidae.
CUUUAUUCAAGGGCCCAUUUAGUCAAUGGCACCUACUACCACAGACUAGUAAAACAACAAUGGCCUCAGUUUCAGUUAAAGAAGAGUCAUUGGCAGUAAUGGUCGCUAUCUUAAAAGUGACCCGGUUGCCAUAAACAAAAGUUGAAGUUGAAGAAAGUUAGAAACGCUUGAAACAGAAAUGAAAUCAAAAACAAAUGUUAUAGAACUGUUUCAAGAUGCUAAAGCUAAUCAAACGUAUGUUAAAGUUUGUGCGCCCAUGGUCAGAUACAGUAAGGUCCAAUUCAGAACUUUGGUUAAAAACUUUGGAGUUGAUUUGUGUUUUACACCGAUGAUACUGGCUGAUUCAUUUUGCCAAAAUGCUAAAGCCAGGUCAAAUGAAUUUGUAACAACAAAAUAUGACACACCGUUAGUUGUGCAAUUUGCAGCUAAUAAUGUUGAUGAGUUCUUAGAUGCAUCAAAAUUAGUAUAUCCAUAUGUCGAUGGAGUGGAUUUGAACUGUGGUUGCCCUCAAAGAUGGGCCAUGAAGGAUGGGUACGGCUGUGCCUUAUUAUCUAACCCUGAGCUAGUCCAUAAUUUAUUAAGAACAGUCAGGAAUAAUUUUCCAGCAAAUUUCACUGUGUCUGUUAAAGUAAGAAUAUUACAGGAGGUAAAGAAAACAAUAAUCAUGUGCCAGCAGCUUGAAAAAUGUGGAAUUGAUUUCAUGACCAUACAUGGGCGCACACCAGCACAGAAAAGUGGCGAGGUAAUUGAUGUGGAAACAUUAAAAGAGAUAUGUGAAGUAAUUACAAUACCCGUAAUUGCUAAUGGUGGAAUUAAAACUUUAUAUGAUGCAGAUCAAUUGCAUGGCAUUUUGCAAUGUAGCGGCAUAAUGGCUGCAAGUGGUAUUUUGAACAAUCCAGCGCUUUUUAGUGGUUACAAUAAAACACCACUCAGUUGUAUUAAACAGUGGAUGGACUUGAAGAAUAAAUGUGAUGAAAAAAUAACUUUCCAGUGCUACCACCAUCAUUUAGUUUUCAUGCUUGAGAAGAUAUUGACAAAAAAACAAAAGCAGGAGUUCAAUUAUUUAAGUACAUUUGAAUGUGUUGAUAACUUUUUACAUAAACAUAUUUUAAAUGAUUUUCAAUAUUUGCCAUUGUAUAAUCCAUUAAUAGAUGAUUUUGUGUCGUGUGAUUUUGAUAAACAGAUAACUGACAGGCAUUCAAGCAAAUGUAGAAGAUGUAGUAAGAGUAUUUUUUAUUGUAAGUGUAGUUAUUAUGACUAUGAUAAUAAUAACGGAAGAUAUUUCACAUCUUAUGUUGAAGAUUCAGAUGGUCUUGAUUACAUGGACAGCAAUUUGUUUGAGGAAUGUAGUUGACAACAAAUUGUAAUUAAAUUGAAUAAAUUGUAAAAUG